AUGGUACUUCGUUAUAGAAAGUUGGGACGUCGUUUUUAUUGGUCUAAAAAGCGUCUGCGAACAGAAAACAGAUUACUUCGUCAACGAAUAGAUUAUUUGGAAAGUGAAAGUUCAGCUUUAGCAGAUCGUUUAGUACGUGGACAAGUUGAUUUGGCACAACAAGCAGACACUUGUUUAAAUAUUUCUCAUGAAUUAAAUAUUUUGAGGGAUAUAAAUUAUGAUGCUCAUAGACGGUUGGAAGAUGCACAUCAAUCGAUAAGAGAAUUGCAUAUGCAAAAACGUCUCAACUUGAGAGAUCAAGAAGUUCAAGUAGAUGAUAUUUCAAUGAUUGAACAUAUACAUCAAUUACAACAAGAAUUAAUUGAGACCCAUUCUAAAAAGGCAGAUUUAGAAAGCACAGUCCGAGAGCAAAAACAACGAAUAAAUGAAUUAGAAUCAGCAAAUAAACGUUUUAAAGAAUGCCCACCAGAAGGAGGAGUUGCUGCAAUACAAGAGGAAUUAAUCCGUGUAAAAAUGCGAGAGGCAGAAUCAUCUCUUUCUCUGAAAGAAAUGCGUCAAAAACUUGCUGAAUUUGAACAACAAUGGCAGGCAUAUAUGAAUUUACGUGGUAUUCAACAUUUUAAUCAAAUAAGAGAAUCAGCACAUUCCCCGCCUCUUUCAUCCCAUUCCGUGGAUGAAGAAUUAGAGGUUAUCCCUCCACCCCCACAAGAGCCUUGCCAUUCAACAAAUACUCCUCCAACAGACCAACAGCAACAACAAAAUAAUCAACAAAAAAGAAAUACAAAAACAAGAUUAGCAAAAAUAGCAACAAUAAUUGGGGCUGCUGUUGUUGGAGGUGGAGGAAAUAAUUUAAAUGAAGUAAAUAAUGGGGAAACUUUGGAAGGUUGGAAUCAACGAGAAUUGGAAGAUAAUUUUAUUGGUUUACGUAUAAAAGAAGCUGAUACUUUGGCUGAAUUGAAAGAAAUGAGACAAAAGUUGAUGGAAAUGGAGACACAAAAUCAUGUUUGCACUAAUCAACUAAAAAGACAAGACGAAGAAAUUAGACGAUUACGUGAAGAAAAGGAAAAUUCUGUUCAAACGGAAACAGAAUUGCGUCAAGAAUUGCGUGAAUGCGAGCGUAAAUUGCUUGAAUUACAAAGCGAAUUGAAAGAAAAAAAUAUUAUGCAAAGAUUGAAGUAUACAGAAGCUUUACAAACAGUUGCUGAACUUAGAUCACAAUUGGCACAAAUUGAAUCAAAGAAGGCAGAAAAUGAAGCUAGAUUACAAAUUCGAGGAAGUUCUGUUUUUGAUCAGGAUGUCGAUUCGGUUUAUUUUGUUUUGUUUAUUAUUACCUAA
Molecule: messenger RNA, 1335 nt
Organism: Meloidogyne enterolobii
Lineage: Eukaryota; Metazoa; Nematoda; Chromadorea; Rhabditida; Meloidogynidae
Source: the annotation of a GenBank genome assembly